Lipotes vexillifer (Yangtze River dolphin) is the source of this 1635-nucleotide messenger RNA. RefSeq names its product lysophosphatidylcholine acyltransferase 2 (gene LPCAT2). Gene Ontology annotation, molecular function: lysophosphatidic acid acyltransferase activity; 1-acylglycerophosphocholine O-acyltransferase activity; calcium ion binding. Gene Ontology annotation, cellular component: endoplasmic reticulum. The record is from RefSeq and is a predicted model, not a curated record. The transcript is spliced from 15 exons. NCBI's taxonomy places the organism in Eukaryota, Metazoa, Chordata, Mammalia, Artiodactyla, Lipotidae. The coding region runs from base 1 to 1635 and encodes 544 amino acids.
AUGAACCGGUGCGCUGAGGCGGCGGCGGUGGCGGCCUCGGGGCCCGGCGCGGGCGUCGGGAACGCGGGGCAGCGGCCGCCCAGAGUGCCCCGCCAGGCGUCCUUCUUCCCGCCGCCCGUGCGCAACCCCUUCGUGCAGCAGACACGGCUGGGCGCGGCGAGGCGCAUCCAGAUUUUCUUUCUUGGAAGUAUCCUGCUUCCAAUUCGUGCCCUGUUCCUUGCAUUAAUUUUAUUACUGGCGUGGCCAUUUGCUGCAAUUUCAACAGCAUGCUGUCCUGAAAAGCUGACCCACCCAAUAACUGGUUGGAAGAGGAAAAUUACUCAGCCAGUCUUGAAGUUUCUAGGCCAUGCCAUGUUCUUUUCAAUGGGAUUUAUAGUUACCGUGAAAGGAAAGAUCGCAAGUCCUGUGGAAGCACCAAUUUUUGUUGUUGCCCCUCAUUCAACAUUCUUUGAUGGAAUUGCCUGUGUUGUGGCUGGGUUACCUUCUAUGGUAUCUCGACAUGAGAAUGUGCAGGUGCCUCUGAUUGGCAGAAUCUUGCGGGCUCUGCAACCAGUGUUGGUGUCCCGUGUAGAUCCAGAUUCUCGAAAAAACACAAUAAAUGAAAUAAUAAGGCGGGCCGCAUCAGGAGGGGAAUGGCCCCAGAUACUAGUUUUCCCAGAAGGUACUUGUACUAAUCGUUCCUGUUUGAUUACUUUUAAACCAGGGGCCUUCAUUCCAGGAGUUCCAGUGCAGCCAGUUCUCCUCAGAUACCCAAACAAGCUGGAUACUGUAACAUGGACUUGGCAAGGAUAUACAUUCAUUCAACUUUGUGUGCUCACUUGCUGCCAGCCCUUCACAAAGGUGGAAGUUGAGUUUAUGCCUGUUCAAAUACCAAAUGAUGAAGAAAAAAGUGAUCCUGUCCUUUUUGCCAGUAGAGUCCGGAAUUUAAUGGCAGAAGCUCUGAGAAUUCCAGUAACAGAUCACACCUAUGAAGACUGCAGAUUGAUGAUUUCAGCAGGACAGCUAACACUGCCUAUGGAAGCUGGGUUGGUGGAAUUUACCAAAAUCAGCCGGAAAUUGAAAUUAGAUUGGGAUGGGAUUCGUAAGCAUUUGGAUGAAUAUGCCGCUAUUGCAAGUUCCUCUAAAGGAGGAAGAAUCGGAAUUGAAGAAUUUGCGGAGUAUUUGAAGCUGCCUGUUUCAGAUGUCUUGAGACAACUUUUUGCACUCUUUGACAGGAACCAUGAUGGCAGUAUCGACUUCCGAGAGUAUGUAAUUGGCCUGGCUGUCCUGUGCAACCCUGCCAACACAGAGGAGAUCAUCCAGGUGGCAUUUAAGCUCUUUGAUGUUGACGAGGAUGGCUUCAUAACAGAGGAAGAGUUCGCCACCAUUCUGCAGGCAUCCCUUGGAGUGCCUGACCUUGAUGUUUCUGGUCUCUUCAAGGAAAUAGCCCAGGGGGAUUCUGUUUCGUAUGAGGAAUUUAAAAGUUUUGCCCUAAAGCAUCCAGAAUAUGCUAAGCUAUUUACAACCUACUUAGACCUCCAGACGUGCCAUGUGUUUUCAUUACCAAAAGAAGUCCAAGCAACUCCCUCAGUCGUAAGUAAUAAAGUCAGCCCUGAAAGUCAUGAAGAGAGUACCUCAGACAAAAAGGACGACUGA